Gasterosteus aculeatus aculeatus (three-spined stickleback) is the source of this 3919-nucleotide messenger RNA. It is a transcript of the gene gnl1, whose product is annotated as guanine nucleotide binding protein-like 1. Gene Ontology annotation, molecular function: GTP binding; GTPase activity. The record is from RefSeq and is a predicted model, not a curated record. Lineage: Eukaryota; Metazoa; Chordata; Actinopteri; Perciformes; Gasterosteidae.
CUCUGCGGUCUGCAGUGGAUAUGGCGUCACUGAAAAGUGUAGGAGUCGAGAAACUUCACCCAUGUAAAUAACGUCAAGAAGAAAGCUGCGUGACAAGCUGGAGGUAGCGAUACGCAGCAGUACAUAGCUAUAAUAACCACCUCACUAACCAUGCCGCGGAAAAAGCCAUUUAGCAACAAACAGAAGAAGAAACAGCUACAAGUCAAACGGGACAGAAAGAGAGGUGACACGGGCUCAGGGCCGAACAGCCGCAAUGCCAGCGUGGAGCGAGGAGGGGAGAGACAGUCGGACACCUCAGACAGUGAGACCACUGAUGUUAGGAGAAUAAAUCAGCAGCCAUCCGGCAGAGACGUUAGGCAUGACCCAAACAGGUAUCGACUGCAUUUUGAGAGAGAGAGUAAAGAAGAUGUGGAAAAGGGGAAGAAGUUGGCCAGGGAGAAGGUACUGCAGCCAAUCUCGGAUAAGGAACUUGAGGUUAACAUCAAUGACAUCUUCCCCUCAGAUAAAGGUCUUGGUUUUCCACAACGGCCGGCUUGGAGUUAUGAGAUGACCCGGGAGAAUCUGCUUCGGAAAGAGGAGAAGUCAUACAGAGAAUAUCUGGACAACCUGCACGCCAAAAACGCAGCUGGGUCUCUCAGCCAUUUUGAGCACAAUCUGGAGACAUGGAGGCAGCUAUGGAGAGUGUUGGAGAUGUCAGAUAUCAUCCUGCUCAUUGUGGACAUCAGACACCCGGUGCUGCAGUUCCCCCCAACUGUAUAUCACUACAUCACAGGAGAUCUCCAGAAGCAGGUGAUCCUGGUGUUGAACAAAGCCGACUUGUGUCCUCCUCCUCUGGUGAUCGCCUGGAAACACUACCUGACAUCACAGUUCCCCCAGCUGCAUAUAGUCUGCUUCACCUCCCACCCGGGGCAGCCCUACAGCACAGUUCUCCAGAAGAAGAGGAUGAGAAAGAAGGCUGACUGGAGUCACGCUGGUGGUCCUUUAGACAUCCUGAAGGCCUGUCAGGAGAUCACAGCUGGGAGAGUUGACUUAUCCAGCUGGGAGCAGAAAAUUAAGAAGGAUGCUGUUGCUGAGCAACUGGAUGGGGAGGGGCCUGAUGAAGGAGCGGAGUAUCAGAUGCGGAUGGAGCAUCAGAGUGACAGGGCUAUGGACAUGGACAACCUUUCCCGAGAGCUCUACAAAGAUGGCGUUCUCACACUGGGCUGCAUAGGCUUUCCGAAUGUCGGCAAGUCAUCUGUUCUAAACAGCCUGGUGGCGAGGAAGGUGGUGAGCGUGUCUCGAACCCCAGGACACACCAAAUACUUCCAGACCUACUACCUCACCCCGACAGUCAAACUCUGUGACUGUCCUGGGCUGGUUUUUCCUUCCCUCGUGAACAAACAGUUGCAGAUUCUGGCCGGUAUCUACCCAGUGUCUCAGCUGCAGGAGCCCUACAGCUCAGUAGGUUAUUUGUGCGCAAGGACCCCUUUCCUCUCAGUGCUGAAACUGAGACAUCCCAGCUUAAUGGAUAAUAAACCCCAUCAGAGAAACGAGGGGUCUGAGAACCUCAGCUGGACUGCAUGGGAUGUGUGUGAAGCAUGGGCGGAGAGGAGAGGCUACAAGACGGCAAAAGCAGCUCGCAACGAUGUUUACCGCGCAGCUAACAGUCUGCUCAGGUUGGCAAUUGAUGGCAGGUUGUGCCUCUGCCUGAGACCACCCGGUUACAGCUGCUUGAGUGAGCACUGGGAAAAUCACCCAGAUUUGUCAGAGAUCAUUGCUCUGCAAGGAAGGACCGCAGCGGAGGGAGAUGUAGACCGAGACGACGACGAUGACGACGAUGACGGAGAGUCCAGUACGGAACCAGAGGAAGAGAGAGACCGGGACGCGGACGAUGAUGAGGAUGGAGACGAUGAAGACGAAGGCCUUGGACAACCAAGGCAGAAGGAAGAUAAGCCGUCUGGUUUCACUGUCAACAUGUACAAUGUCCUCCGUGAAAAUGAGUGUGAGUGAUAACGGAGGGAAAGACCUGCAGGGAGACACGCGUUGUUCCUCUUCCCUGACUCCCCCCGUUAAUCCCAGUACACGUUUCAUUACUUUUUCUUUUUUGCAUCUCCACUCCUUGUUUCAUUACCUGUACUUCAACAUGAUGUACAGUACCAGUCAAAAGUUUGGACACACUUUCUCAUUCAUUAAUUGAGAAGGUAGUCCAAAUGUUUGACUGAUACUGUAGUUUAAAUUCAAUCACCCGGUCUCCCUCUGCUUACGGUGUUCAGAGCACAUGAAUGCUGUGCCUCCGCUCUGCUCCUUCCUCCAUGGCGUUUGUCCUUUAGUGUUGCUUCUACGAGUAGGUUUGAUUUAGUGUCUUUCUUUGCAUGUAGCUCUCAGAAGCAAGUGAACAAAGUAACUUCCCUCAGCCCGUAAUAAUAAACCAACUGGUUUUAAAUGUCUUCAUUUGCAAGUGACUCGACAGCUGAGAUGCCAAAGAGGAUGACAAAAAGUAGAUGCACUGUCGAUAUGAGGUCAUUCACUGAAUUAGCCAUUUGGCUCUCAGAGCAGCUGGAAAUUUAGGCCCAAGACUCUAAAUCUUCUUUAUAGACCAUAGCUUCACAACUGUGGUUACAGGGUGUGGGAUCUGAGAGAUUUUAGGCCAUAAAAGUGGACAAAUAAAAGUAUUACGGCCCUUUGAGGUUAAUUUAUUUGAACUUGGUUUUCAUUUAAGACUGACAUCUUAUUUGGUGUGGUUCUACAGUCUGCUGGAAUUUUCAAAGCGUGUGUGUUGAGUGGGGGAGGGGGAGGGAGGGGUGAAUCGUGUAUUGCUGGACGAGGCGGUUUCAGGAAGUUGACUCGUAGUGUUUUAACUACUACAGAUAUUACCCUUCGAUGCUGAUGGAGCUCCACUGUAUUUAGUACGGGACUUUGGGGACACGCUAAAACAAGAUCAUAUGUUCAUGGCAGUGCAGCGGGUUCCAACCAAAAAUGCUUAGCCAUCAAUGACAGGGUUGUUUGGACAUCCUGGGAAAUCCAUUCGCCCUUCCAAGAAGCAGAGGACCAGUUUGAUGAAGUUAUUUACCAGCUUUGCUUAGCACAAAGACGAAGAGGGGUGAAACGGCUCAUUAUCACAUUAUUAUUAUUGUUAUUAUUAUUAUUAGUUUAAGCCCAAAAAAUAGUCCAGUAAUUCCAUAUAAAUCAAAACAAGCUGUAAGGCGUUAGUGAGUUUUGAAUAUGCUUAUUUAUUUACAAUGCAGAUGGGUGUUAUGAAUCGUUUCACCUGACUCUGCAUUGAAGUGAAGAAGCGAAACGUUGAACUUCCUUUCACCACCCAGAAAGAGAGAUUAGUCAACUUUGCGUCCAUCUGCCCGUCAUUACAAAUAACAUUGCACACUCCAUCUGCGUCCUCGCUAACUGUAACUUUUACACAGGGCUCAACUCCAAGGUCAGAUCCCUUAAUGCAGACUGUUCUGUGUUUGUUAAUGCCCAGUUUUCAUCUCAUUUUCUGUUGAAACUAGAUGCAUUUGGCAUUUUAUUUUGCUGUUGACCGGCCCCUCACUCUCUCAUUCUGUGUGAUGGUUCCGCUGCAAUCCUGAGUGCUGUAAUAUUGUGUGCUGCUGUCGUACCUCAUUCAUGUGUUCACCGAAGGAACUCUACAGCACCGUGCUGUGUUACUGUGUAAUGCAUCACACUGCAGCCCCCUGCAGUCAUUUCUACCAUCGGUACAGUGUACAAGCAGACCCUCAACACUACCAUGCUGUUAGGAGCACGGCAGUCUUUUACUUGUGCCGACGGGAAAUUAUUUUUGUUGGAAAUAUUCAAACUGACAGCCUCUAGUUUGAAGGAUUGAGGUGUUUUCAGGCUAUUUGCUGCAUUCCUCAUUUCAUUCCUCGUAGACCUAAUGAUGACUUGACUGCUUCCUGCAAUAAAAGAACAAUUCAUCUAAAAACAA